Messenger RNA from Fundulus heteroclitus (mummichog), 1984 nucleotides. Its product is annotated as aldehyde dehydrogenase, dimeric NADP-preferring. Gene Ontology annotation, molecular function: aldehyde dehydrogenase (NAD+) activity. The coding region runs from base 198 to 1721 and encodes 507 amino acids. Lineage: Eukaryota; Metazoa; Chordata; Actinopteri; Cyprinodontiformes; Fundulidae. Gene Ontology annotation, biological process: aldehyde metabolic process. The record is from RefSeq and is a predicted model, not a curated record. The transcript is spliced from 10 exons. Gene Ontology annotation, cellular component: cytoplasm.
UAAACUGAUCCCAGAGCAGCGCCAGGGCGCACAGCGCGCACAGAGGUCAGCUGGUGAGCAGGAGCCCAGCAGCGCAGCGCAGCGCAGCGGGACGGUCAUCUGAGAUCAGCUCAGAGGGAACAUUCAGCUCAGAUCAACCUCCGUCCGGCUCCGGCACCAGCUCAUGGAUUCCAACUUGUUGUUGAGCAGGUGACUGUAUGGAGAGGCAGGUGUUACAGCGGGCCAAGGAGGCCUUCCUCAGUGGCAGGGCUCGACCUCUGGAGUUCAGACUUCAACAGCUUCAUGCCUUGCAGAGGAUGAUCACGGAAAAAGAGACAGAGAUCUCCACUGCUCUCAAGCAGGACAUUAACAGGAGCCAGUAUGACACACCACUCUUGGAGCUAAUUGGCAUUGAGAAUGAGGUCAAGCUGGCCAUAGAGAAGCUUGCACAGUGGGCAGCUCCUCGGCCUGUAGAGAAGAACCUCCUCACCAUAUCAGAUGAGGUUUAUAUUCAGCCAGAGCCCCUUGGAGUGGUUCUAAUCAUCGGGGCCUGGAAUUACCCCUGGGCUCUUACCCUACUUCCACUGAUUGGAGCCAUCGCUGCAGGCAAUGCAGCUGUGGUGAAACCGUCAGAGUUGAGCGAGUGCUCGUCCCUCCUGCUCCGAGCACUGCUGCCUCGCUAUCUGGACAAGGAUCUGUACCCAGUGGUGACAGGAGGAGUGUCUGAGACCCAGCAGCUGCUGAGGCUCAGGUUUGACCACAUCUUCUACACAGGUGGCAGCACAGCGGCUAAACUGGUGAUGGAAGCCGCAGCUCGCCACCUCACCCCUGUCACCCUGGAGCUGGGAGGGAAGAGCCCCUGUUACAUUGACAAGAACUGUGAUGUCAGGACUGCCUGCCGUCGCAUCACGUGGGGGAAGUUUGUAAACUGCGGCCAGACGUGUAUCGCUCCAGACUACAUCCUGUGCGAGCCCUGCAUCCAGGGCCGGGUGGUUGAGUGCAUCCGACAGACUCUGCUGGAAUUUUAUGGGGCUGACCCCAAAUGCUCGCCUGAUUACGGCCGAAUCAUCAACCAGAGGCACUUCAACAGAAUCAUGAGUCUGAUGGAGGGAUACACUCCUGUUGUGGGGGGGCAGAGUGAUUCCUCACAGUGUUACAUUGCCCCAACAGUACUGAAGGAUGUGCCCCCCCACUCCAGGCUGAUGCAGGAGGAAAUCUUUGGCCCUGUCCUGCCAAUAGUCACCGUGAGUGACAUGGAUGAUGCCAUUAACUUUAUCAGUGAGAGGGAGAAACCUUUGGCUCUCUAUAUCUUCUGUUCAGACAAGAAGGCAAUAAAACGGAUGAUUGAGGAGACCACCAGUGGAGGAGUGACAGUCAAUGACGUCAUGAUGCACUACACACUCAGCUCGCUCCCGUUUGGUGGUGUUGGUCAGAGCGGCAUGGGUCGUUACCAUGGCAAACAUACCUUCGACCAGCUGAGUCACCACAGAGCGUGCCUGAUUCGCUCGCUGAACAUGGAGAGUGUAAAUCUGGCGCGCUAUCCUCCUCAGGACCGCCGGCGGGCACGGAGGGCCCGCAUGGCCCUCAAAUCCCCUUUGAUCGAUACGUCCAAGAGGACACUGGUCUGGGCCAUUGUGGCCACCGUCCUCGGCGUGGGCCUGCUGAUCACUCUGAUGGUCAUCCUGCUCAUAGCCUCCGGCCUUAACUGCACCUGCUGGUACUGGAGAGGCUUUUAUAACUAGAGGAGCUGCAGCACAGCUUCCCCUUGACAAACUCUUUACAAAGACAACAAAAUGCUGCAAUGAUUCUACAUACUGAGACUGGUUUGGAGUUGAGAUGUUUUAGAAAUUAAAAAAUACAUAAUCUUUUGAACUAACUUUUUAUUUUUUUCUGUCACUUUUGUAUCAGAGCGUUUUGCUCAGCAAACAGCUUAGUAUGUUAAACAUUGCUCGCUCACCAUUGUCCUGGAUGUUUUUUUAUUAAGGGAAAAUACACACUUCGAAAA